Dromiciops gliroides (monito del monte) is the source of this 3751-nucleotide messenger RNA. It is a transcript of the gene ALKBH1, whose product is annotated as alkB homolog 1, histone H2A dioxygenase. Gene Ontology annotation, molecular function: ferrous iron binding; broad specificity oxidative DNA demethylase activity; oxidative RNA demethylase activity. Bases 1 to 1137 code for a protein of 378 amino acids. Gene Ontology annotation, biological process: oxidative RNA demethylation. Gene Ontology annotation, cellular component: nucleus; cytoplasm. NCBI's taxonomy places the organism in Eukaryota, Metazoa, Chordata, Mammalia, Microbiotheria, Microbiotheriidae. The record is from RefSeq and is a predicted model, not a curated record. The transcript has 6 exons.
AUGAUGGGAACGAUGGGGAAGAUGGCUGCCCUGGCCGCCGAACCUGCAGAGGACGCUUUUCGGAAACUCUUCCGUUUCUACCGGCAGAGCCGCCCUGGGACCGCCGAUAUGGGAGCAGUGAUCGACUUCGCCCAGGCUUCUCCCUCGCAGGGCGCCGGUCACAAGGUAUUCAGGUCUCCACUAAGUGUGUCCUCGGUCAGUGACCAAGAUGCGUGUAGAGCAGGACUCCAGCCAGUCAGCAAGUGGAAAGCCUAUGGCUUAGAAGGCUAUCCAGGAUUUAUUUUUAUCCCAAACCCCUUCCUCCCAGGUUAUCAGCGUCACUGGGUGAAGCAGUGCCUUAAGCUUUACUCCCGGAAACCCAAUGUCUGUAACCUGGACAAGCACAUGAUUACAAAAGAGACCUGGGACCUGUGGGAACAGAGCCAGGAACUCCUGAGAAAUAAAGAUGUGAACAAAAAGAGACCUCGAAGUUUGUUGGAAAAACUACGUUGGGUGACCCUGGGCUACCAUUACAACUGGGAUGAUAAGACAUAUUCAGCUGAUCACUACACACCUUUUCCCCCAGACCUGGCUUACCUCUCAGAACAAGUAGCCGCUGCAUGUGGAUUUCGGGACUUCAAGGCUGAGGCAGGAAUCCUCAAUUACUAUCGAUUAGACUCUACACUGGGGAUCCAUGUUGACAGAUCAGAACUAGAUCACAGCAAGCCUCUCCUGUCCUUUAGCUUUGGACAGUCUGCCAUCUUUCUUCUGGGUGGUCUCAAAAGAGAUGAAGUCCCCACGGCCAUGUUUAUGCAUAGUGGAGACAUCAUGGUGAUGUCAGGAUUCAGCCGCCUGUUGAACCACGCUGUCCCACGAGUCCUCCCAAAUUUUGAUGGGACAAGCCUGCCUCGUUGCCUGGAGGUACCACUACCAGAAGCUUUACCUGCAGAUUCAGUUGUAGAACCCUGUUCUGUGGAGGACUGGCAGGUGUGUGCCAACUAUCUGCAAACAGCUCGGGUCAACAUGACUGUGCGGCAAGUGCUAGCCACUGGCCAGGACUGGGAGGACAAAGAAACCGAGACCACUAGUGAAAGUUCUUGCCACCUCAAUGAUAAAAAUAAUGAAGCAAAGCGGCCCAGGAUGAACCCUAACAGUUGAGAUUUGGGCAACCCAAACUCUUAGGCAGGUCCUGUAAUCAACAGUCACAGUUUGUAUUGCCAGGAGAUUCAUCUGAAGCUGUGUGAACCUUUCACUAAAAACAAACAAAACAAGAAACAGAGACCAGUUCAUCAUUGAUGGCACUAGGGCUGUGAAAACCUUUUGGGGACAAAAAACGUCCUGGUUUGUCACUUAUGAAAAGCUCCCUUGUUCUUGUUCCAUAAGACUUGACAGGGGGGCAGCUAGGUGGCGCAGUGGAUAGAGCACCGGCCCUGGAUUCAGGAGGACUUGAGUUCAAAUCCAGCCUCUGACACUUGACACUUACUAGCUGUGUGACCCUGGGCAAGUCACUUAACCCCCAUUGCCCCACCAAAAAGGAAAAAAAAAGACUUGACACAUGGUAUGCACUCCUUACCAGCUCAUGAGCUUGAAUUCAGCCCAACUUGCCACAGUUGUCCAUGGAGAAAGCAUUCAAAAAACAGGCUUCCCUUCAUGGCUGGUCCUCUGCUGUUAUUUCCGAUCAUGAUGGCACAGGUUAACUUUCAUGUUUGUGGGACUUUUAGAUGCCGCAGGCUUAGAUAAACAUGAAUUGUUGGUGAGAGAUUGACCCACUCUAUCUGGAAACCACAGAAAAAUCUGACCCUGUACCAUCCUUCAUCCCAUCUUCUUACCUAUUUAGAUUAUGCCUUGAUUUCCCCUUCCAUCUCCCCAUCCAGAACUCCUGUUCUGGUUUUUCAAAGGACAAUGGUGCACACACCAAACAGUGAAGCUAUAAAUCUUAUCCACCAAAAAAAGAAAUUAAUCAGUAGCUAUCUUUCUUGACCAAGAGGUAAAUAUAUUUAUUCCGAGUAAAGGAAACAGCAGGUUUUUUUAAAAACACUUUUUCUUUAGGACUUCCAACUCUUCUCUAUCAGCCUUUUAAAUGAAGUUUUAAUCAUUAGUGUGAAAUUCCAAGUCCAAAGGGUGUCCUAUCACUUUUCUCCGUGAAUAAACUGUUUUAAAUUAAAGAUCACUAUCUGUCUUGAAGGGUUUGUAUGUCUGGAAUUUUUUUCCUACAUAGCUAUUUUCUGUUUUCAGGCUGCUAGAGACCUCUGGCUGCUUCCUAAACACUUGGCUGCCUUGUUACUAGUGCAUUGACUUCUCUUUGUGAUGCCCUCACAUGGGAGGGAAUAUCACUUGAUAUCCUGCAGUGGCUGGAUUCUUAUGUUAGGAGACAGCUUGGGAAAUGCUCCAGGCACUGGGCUUUAAUCUUUUACUCCCACUGAUGCAACUCACUAUAAUAUCAAUCAAGUUACUUCAUCCCUGUGCCUGCAUUUUUUCAUUUAUAAAAAGGAAAUGUUUGCUAUCAUCCUUGUAAAGGUGUGGUGAUAGUUGCAAAAAUUUUUGUUGAUUUUUUUUUUUUUUGCAGUUGUCUUGAUGGGUUUUGGUGCAUUCCAGAAGUUAUCGAAAAUGUUGUCAUAGGCCAGCUUAUGGCCUGUAACUAAGUUUUGGCCACCCCUAAUAAACAGCUUUAAGCCAAUAGGGUCAGGAUAUAGACAUAGUUUAUGAAGUGGUUGGGGUAGAAAAAUGCAGAAUUUAAAAUAGGGAGUGGUUUAAAUGAGAAAUUACAGUAGCAUAGUUACUGAUAUUCCUCAAUAGAAACAUGUUAUACCAAUACAGUUUUAUUGCUAUUAUAGCAUGGGGAAUAUCCCAGCCUACCUGUUUGUGCAAAGGUCUGAUGCAUGAAAUGUAUUAUCUGCAUUUCAGAUACAUUUAAGUUUACAUUUGCUGUAUGCUCUGUAGUCAGAUUUCUUCUUAAUGCUAAUGUCAGAUGAUCCUCUCCUGACUGAGAGAAAAGACUAUAUUUGGACUCUUCUCAGAACCCUAAAGGCAGAGAGUGAGUCUGGUUUCAGGCCCUACCACAUUGUUGGCCAAACCUCCCAGUAGGGGGCCGCCUGGCACAUGAGGCUCUGAGGAGCUGAGACUCCUGGACCUUAGGCCCGAGCAGGGCCUAGAACAGGUCCUGGGUUUUGUGGGAGUCAGGCUGGGCUGGAAGUUCACCUUGAGGGGCCCAAGGUGAUGCCCAUGUGACUUGGAGUUCAAGCCCUGACUUAGGUUUUGUUUUGACAGGUUAUGUUUAUACAAGCACUGUUUUAGUAGGGAAUGGGGACAUUCUUGCCCAGAAUAGGGUUGGAGCCUAUGGCUGCAAUCUGAUUGGUUGAUUAAUGGAGCAAUCUGAUUGGUUAAAUCCCAAGUUAGGUUUUCUUUCUUGAAGAGUUAUGUAUGUUAAUACAGCAUUGUUCUAAGGAGGAACUGACACUCUUGCCCAGAAUAGGUUAUGGCCUGGUAUCGUAGUUUGUAAAAUCUGAUUGGUCGAUUGGUACCACCUGAUUAGUUUCUAGCACUGUGAUUGGUCCAUUUGGUACAAUUUGAUUGGUUGUUAUUGUUAUGCUGUAUGUAGAUAGGGGAAUAGUAAAUAAAUAAGGAAUUGUAAAAUACUAUAAUGUGACUGGUUGGAGGGGACCCCUUGAGGGGUAUAAAUAGAGGUAAGGGACCUCACUUCAGUGUACUCUUCAACACAUUCAGAAGAGUACCCAUCUUUGUGAAGAUGAAUAAAGAAGCCUUCACCCACCGA